This is a messenger RNA of Paramacrobiotus metropolitanus, 1742 nucleotides long. RefSeq lists its product as uncharacterized. The record is from RefSeq and is a predicted model, not a curated record. The transcript has 7 exons. Gene Ontology annotation, cellular component: nucleus. Bases 152 to 1663 code for a protein of 503 amino acids. NCBI's taxonomy places the organism in Eukaryota, Metazoa, Tardigrada, Eutardigrada, Parachela, Macrobiotidae.
UUUGCCUGGGUUUUAACUUUUUACGAAUCUCGCAGCUGUUCCUGAGGAUUUCGCGAACCAUAUUCCAAAAUUUGACGUAUUUUAUUAUUUUUUUAGUCUGAAUAAAUUUGGACUGCCUGUCUGUACGAUCCGUAUCCUACCAGCUGGUGCAAUGGGGACCAAGGAGCCUGCGCAGGGUGCUGAUGGCAGCCGAUCGUUCGCGGUUGGGGAUCUUAUCAUGUCUUGUGAUCCCUUUGUCUGGGUUCUGGAGAGCAGCGCUUAUAGGACGCGCUGUGCUAAUUGUCUGCAAGAAAGCCAGGAUCUACGGACCUGCUCGGGGUGCAGGCUGCACCGUUACUGUGACGUUGCCUGUCAGUCGGCUGAUUGGAAAGCAGAGCAUAAAGUGGAAUGCGCCCUGCUGAAGAAGAAGGGGACGGGCAGCGGCAUGGAGACGGCGCGUGGGCCGUCAAACUGUGGCACACGGUACACUAUGGACAUAUCCCCCGAUCUCAUUGCCAAGGUGGACAACAAGAUCAAGCUAAACGCGGUAGUCGAUGUGCCUGGAUUGGGUCCGAAAUCAGCCAAAGAACUGUGGAACACGCUCCCGUCUAACCCGAAAUCACCGCGCAUAAAUGUCACGUACCGCGGGAGAUCGGAGGAAGUGAUGCGGCAGUUGGGCAUUGACGUUCCCGAGAUGAUGAGUUACUCUGGGAAAAUCGCCUACAAUUCCAUGGCCAUCAUUGAUACGGUGAAGGAGACUGCCCCCAUUGGUCUGGCACUGUAUCCCCCGGUAUCGGAACAGCUCAUGACGCCGGUGUGCUGGGAUAUGAAUGUGGUGUUGAGCUUCCGCGGACGACGUUUGGUUAUCCAUGCUGUGGAGGAUAUUCCCAAUUAUGUCGGGUUCAAGGACUUACGGUACGCUGAUAUUCAGGAACCGUUUUUUCUGACACGAGCCGGACGUCGCCUGGAAUUCGAGAAGAUGUACGGACAUCCGUGCACUUGCCGGAAGUGCACCCCCGAAUAUGAGGCCGAUAUAAAUCCGUUGAAAUGCGUGACCAUUGGAUGCGCAAAUCGUAUUCCGAGCGACGACCGCGCUCUGCAACCCUGUGCCAGAUGCGGAGCGCUCAAUGGAGAACGGCUUUCGCAGUUCCGUCGUUUCAUGCAGCAGCACGAGACCAUUAAGACGGGCUAUUCGAAGGAGUUGCACGGGGCCAUGGUCAUCGAUCUCCUGCAAGAAAUGGACGCUGCCGACAUCCUGCAGCCGGAUGCGCAUAUCCGCUACGUGUGUGGCUGGGAAUGGCCGCGGAUGCUGUACAACGAGAACCGUUUUGAAGAAGGCUGGAAGCUGAUGAAGGAGCUGAUUGUCUGUGCACGGAACAUUUAUCCGAAAUACCAUGCGUUUCGCGCCAUGGUUCUGGCACUGGCUGGAGUAUCGUCCGCUUUGGCUCUAAUGAAUCGCGUAAUGGAAAAAAUCAAUCAGCUGACCGGCGCGGAGAAGCAACAACUGAAAACCUCGUCGGACACCGCGAGUCGGAUAUUGCUGGGUUAUUCCCGGGAAGCGCGGGACAUCUUUGUCCUGCUGUAUGGGGAGCCAUCCAAGGAGGCUACCGCCGGCAAGAAUUUCCUAGCACGCACCAGUAGUUAUGUGCGCCACACGCAGAAAAUGUGUCAGAAGCGAAAGUAGCCUAGACGGUCCGUCGUCUAUUUUGUCUCCAGUAGUUUUCUCGACGAAUAGGUUCUGUUUUUCUUUGUUGUUUCCUUCA